Bemisia tabaci is the source of this 4362-nucleotide messenger RNA. Its product is annotated as arrestin homolog. Lineage: Eukaryota; Metazoa; Arthropoda; Insecta; Hemiptera; Aleyrodidae. Gene Ontology annotation, molecular function: G protein-coupled receptor binding. The record is from RefSeq and is a predicted model, not a curated record. Gene Ontology annotation, biological process: signal transduction; G protein-coupled receptor internalization. Gene Ontology annotation, cellular component: cytoplasm.
GCCUCGCUGAGAGUGCACCAGUCUCCGCGUUUACUCCGCUCGGGAGAGGUGUUGGUCGAGGUUCUUGACGUCCACGUCACUCGUCACUCGUCACGUGCUUCCGCGAUUUCCCGAUCCUGGCUCCGCUCACGUAUACGCACGUCACGUAUUUUCCUGGGAUUCCACUGUCGAUGCUCCUGCUUCGGAUCCUACGAGGCAUCCGUCUAAACAAUUCCAUGUUUCAAGUUUGACUGUCUCUCGUCCUUGACCUCGUGUGGACAGCAUAAGGAAAAUCAAAUAUCGAACAAAUAAAACAUUAAAUAAAAAUUAAAAUCAACACAUGUUUUUUAUAUAGUUCGCAGUCUGUUUCAACACGUAAUUAAAAAUAUUAGGCUCCCAAAGGAACGGUGUUUGAAUAGAAAUAAAUCGUCGCUCCAAAACUCGUAGGUUGUGAAUUUUAAUUCCGUUCCGAGUUUUAAUGCGAUUUUAACAUUUUGCACGUAUGAUACAUAUUUAGCUCAGUAAGAUUUUUGGAAUUACUGAAUAAAGUACAGUUGGAUAUAGUAAUUGAAAAUUGAGCGACUUUAAAAGAAAGUGUGGUAUUGGAGUGUCGAAAUUUUAGUUUAACUUUUCUCAAAUAGUGCGUGCGGGUCUCAACUCGAGUCGAAAAUUUAUAUUGCAGAAUCGAGAAGGAGCAAAUUUAUCAGUUGCUGCGCCCCAGGAUUGUCAAAUCUUCUUAGAAAUCGUCUGCAAGAGUUGAAGUGACAAAAAGUAAAAAUCACCCGAUGCUUACCGACUUGAAAUAAUUGAAUUAAAUCCUAAAAAAUCGCGUAAAAAGAUAUUCAAGCGGUAAUUCUUAGUGCGUUUGGACAUUAUCGCGAUUGUCGUAAAUUUGUCGUUUAUCGGUCUUUCGUGAAAUAAAGUGCGAUUAUUUUUCAAUCCAGAGAUAAAAAACUACCUUCCGCGUUGAGUGAAAACAACGGUAACAAAGAAUAAAACAAAAUGUAUCAGAAUCUCCGACGUCUGCCUUGUGAAGAGAACCGUACGUGAACCAAAACUUUCAAGGCAACCUGUUCGAACCAGUGGAUAACAGCAUGGAUGAGGUGACAAAGGAAAAUGAGGCCGCCCCCUCCAGGAUUAACGAGAACGACCUCAAGUCACCAAUAGAAUCCGCUGAUGUCUCCUCACAAAGGGUGUUCAAGAAGUCAGCUCCGAACAACAAAAUCACACUGUACCUGGGGAGCCGAGACCUCAUCAUUUCGAAUAAAAGUAUAGACAAAAUCCAGGGUGUCGUUUACGUAGACCCAGAAUAUCUUCAGGACAAGAAGGUGUUCGGCCAAGUGACCUUAACUUUUAGAUACGGUAGAGAGGACGAGGAGGUGAUGGGACUGAAAUUUUGUAAUGAGGCCAUUAUGUGCUUAGCGCAGCUAUACCCAAUUCAUGAGAAAGCAGUCGUAGAACCAAACACUCCCCUACAGGACGCACUGAUCAAGAGGCUCGGCCCAAACGCCCAUCCUUUCACGAUGGAAGUUACGCAUCUAGCGCCACCUAGUGUCCAAUUAGUUCCUGCCAAAGCGUACAACGGUGCACCCAUCGGAACCAGUUACGAUGUUCGAGCUUAUGCAGCGUACCGUGCGGACGAGAAGUUACACCGGCGGAGCACAGUGCGGAUGGGGAUCCGGGUGGUGCAGCUGGCCGCGGCGCCGCCGCCGCCCUCGUCCAACGUGGCGACGCCGUGCAGCGAGGGCGGGGGCGGGGGCGGCGAGGGCGGCGGGGGCGGAGGCGGCGGAGGCGGCGGAGGCGGGGUGGCCCUCUCCCUCUCGGCGGCCGCCGGGACCGGGGCGGCGCCCCCGCACGCCUGCGUCGAGAAGCCCUUCCUCCUCAGCGACGGCAAGGUCCACCUCGACGCCCAGCUGGACAAGUCCAUCUACAACCACGGCGACUCCAUCCUCGUCACCGUCUCAAUCAAGAACAGAAGCAGUAAAUCCGUCCGAGGCAUCAAGGUGUUCGUGGUUCAGUUCGUGGACGUGUGCAUGUUCAGCAACGGGAAGUUCAAGAACGUGGUGGCGACGAUCGACCGGCGCGAGGAGUCGCCGCUGGGGAGCGGGACGGAGGUGACCCGGACGUUCCGGCUGAACCCGGCCAAGGGGGCCACCAAGAACUGGAUCGCCCUCGAGGACUCCUACAACAAGGCGGCCGCCUCCCUCGCCUCCACCGUCGUCUGCAACUCCCCCGAGGAGCGCAACGUCUUCGCCAUCUACGUCUCCUACUACGUCAAGGUCAAGCUCCUCAUCAGCGCCAUCGGCGGCGCCGUCUCCCUCAAGCUCCCCUUCACCCUCAUGCACUCCCCCUUCGACCUCGACAUGAGCCUCUCCACCCCCAUGGCACAGGUGUACGACCCGCUGCCGACGAACAGCGCGGAGGGGGUGAAGGAGGUGGAGGACGAGGACUUCACGAUCACGACGAGCCCGGGCCCAUGAGGGUCCGUCAUCAGCAGCACGCUGAGCAAGUGCGAGGCCCCGCCGCUCUUCAGCAGCCUCACCAACAAGACCAAGGUCCCGAGCCCCAAGUCCAAGCGGGCCCACAACACCCUCCGCCUCCCCAGGGCCUUCUGCUGCUUCAACUCCAAGGACUCGCAAGCCCAGUGACACUCGACCAUCGUCCACCCACACCCACACACACACCCUACACAGCUCCUCCCGCAAACGCGCUGCUGCUGAUUUUCACACUUCUUCCAUGAGCAAACCCAGUUAGACUCAUUUUGAACCGAUGCCUUCCCACAUCGCUAGGCUUCGUCGCCGUCUUUACAGGGUGUCUCACUCGUCCGGAAAAUCCGGAAAUUCUCUUGAUUUCUUCGAAACGUUCCGGAAGGACUGAAGAAGUACGGGAGUUCCGCAAUAAAGUCCGGAAUUUUUCGCUUCAUACCACGCGUGUCUCUUAAGGAGCUUUUAAGUUGUCUUCGUUUCGUGGGCUUUGUCCCAAGUUUAAGUCGCAGGAAUGAAAAUUCUGGGCUUUUCACCUUUUGAUAAAACAACAAGAUUUCCUGGUUUUCUCUCUAAAUCGCUCAUAGGACUCCGCACGAAGACUCUACUUGGUAAACUGUCAUCAGUACUCACUCACUCAAUAUUUUUUCCAUUUUAGCAUGUAAGAUUAAUCUCUGGGACGAACCCCAUGAAAUGUCCCGUGGGGACAAGGCCUUUGACAGUCUGGAAAAUAUACUAUGCAUUGCGCAUUGAUUCUUGGAGCAGGAUUUGCCAGUUAGAUUGCGACUGUCCAGUCAAAUUAUCCCCAUCGUUAACAAUGAGCUUCGAAGUUUGUGGCUAGCUAAGUCAUUUAUUUUGCGAUGCGCGCAUGAUUGUAGAAUUUUUGUGAAUUUCGUCACACAACGGUGCUAAGAGAGUACUGCACUUAUCUGUCGAGGGAGUCCUGAAUUUUUUGGGAAAUUACCGAAAAAGUGCUGUAAAAGUACUGAUUUUCUGCCGGUUAGUUCUAGUGGACACCCUGUAACUUGCAUUGCGCUACUUUCGACGGCAUCUUGAGAUUAUUCAUGGCGCAAUCUAAGGGUGUUGCAACCAACAAGCCGCCAGAAAAUUCGGAAAAAUUUCAAAAAUAUCAAUCUUGAAAUAGAAUGGAAAAGAUAGUAAAGCUCAAGAGUAAAUAUUUAACUCGUAGAGCAACAGUGUAUCACAAAAGUACCACUGAAUAUCGAAAUUAUGAACAGCCACGCGAUAUUUAUUUUUUCAAAAAUUGAAAAUUUCAGCCUCUCCUACGGCAUGAGACCUUAAUGUGAUAAGUAAAAGGCCGAAAAUGUGAAUUUUUGAAGGAAAAUCAAAAUUUAAUGUUACUUGAUUAAUCAUUCAAGAAGGCACAAUAUUUUUAGGCAAAGACUUUUUAUCAAGCAAUGAGCACUGGCCAUAUUUUGUAUUGAAGGAUUUUUUUCGGCCUUUUUUCUCUAGGAUUGCUAGAAUCAAAUUGUAGAAAACGAUUUAUACGAUCGACAUCUAAUUGACCAGCCUUGGCCAUUAUUUCUUCCUGAGAACAUUCAUACUUUAACACUUCUUCAUCUCAAGAAAGUAGUCCGUCUGGUAUCAUCUUUGAAAAAUCGCACACUCCCAAUACUUUUAUCUUUAGGAUAGUGAACGGGUUGAUGUCCUGGCAAGUCCCGAAAUAGAAAGAAGUCAAUUGAGAGAUGGCUUCAUCAGAUUUAAUGAAAGUUUGGGCUGCGGUUGUAAUGGCAGUGGCUAAAUGAUACCUGACCACGAAACGCACGGACUUCGGUCGAGUUGAAAACACGCGAGGCCCCAUGUGACUUUAUGCCCGUGAGAGAAUCGAGUUCUGUGAUUUUUGUUGCCACGCUCCUACAGCAGUCGUGAUUUUUUAUUU